Messenger RNA from Naegleria gruberi, 5874 nucleotides. RefSeq lists its product as uncharacterized. Gene Ontology annotation, cellular component: transcription factor TFIID complex. NCBI's taxonomy places the organism in Eukaryota, Heterolobosea, Eutetramitea, Acrasida, Naegleriidae. The coding region runs from base 1 to 5874 and encodes 1957 amino acids. Gene Ontology annotation, biological process: transcription initiation at RNA polymerase II promoter. The transcript has 3 exons. Gene Ontology annotation, molecular function: zinc ion binding; RNA polymerase II general transcription initiation factor activity; metallopeptidase activity. The record is from RefSeq and is a predicted model, not a curated record.
AUGUUAGCAUCAACACCAGCAGGUGAACACGGUGUUGUAUUCCAACCUAACAACAACAAUAUCAAUUUUAAUAAUCAAUAUUCCGUGGCAUCACCAUCCAUGAUGAAUGGUUCAGAAUCUUCAUAUCAACAAGAACAAUACUAUACUAGUAAUAUCAACAAUAAUAAUGGAUAUCCACAAAAUAAUAUUCCAUCACAAGUUACAUCAUCAAUGAAAGUUGAAAGUAGUCAAGUUGAUACUAGUAAGAAGGAUCAAAAAUCGGAAAAGAAGAAAAAGAAGAAAAAGUCUACUGAUAAAAAAGCAAGAUCUGCAGAACCACGUCUACCAUACAAAGUCUUACAUCAAAAGUUAGUUUUAGAUGUAGAUUUGUAUCAAAAGGCUUUGAUAGGUUAUACUGAUAUUAUUAUUACACCUUUCCACAAUAAUAUUGAUCAAAUAUCAUUACAUUGUCUUCAAUCAAAUGUAACUGGUGUUCAUGCACUUUUUAUAAACAAACUUAAAUCACAACCUAUUGUACAACAAAAUGAGGAUCAAAUUCAACAAGUAACUCAUAAUAAUAUUCAAAAUCAAGUUAAUCAUCAUGAUUUGGAAGUAUCUAUUAAAGAAUUCAUGUUACAAUAUGAUAUUGAAAAUGAAGGAACAUUAACUAUUAAAUUUAAAACACCAUUACUAAAGAAAACAACAUCAUCUAUUAGAAUUUUCUUUGAUUUGAAAAAUCCUCUAAGUGGAGUCUAUUUUGUAGAUACAACAAGUAAAAAUGAUCAGUCAAUGAUAGAUGAUAAUGAAUUGAAUUCUAAUACUUCAACUACACAAACAAAUAAUAAUGAUAUGAUUGAUGAAAAUUUAUCAUCACUUAAUAGUACAAUGCCACAUAUGUAUACACAAAGUCAAAUGCAAGGAGCAAGAUGUUGGUUUCCUUGUGUUGAUUUAUUAUCAUCAUUUCAUUCAUUUGAAUUUGAAAUUACAAGUCAUGCUGAAGCAAUGAUAAUUUGUUCAGGUGAUUUGAUAAAACAAGUUGAAAAUUAUUCAGGUACUUUAAAAACAUCCUAUUUUAAAACAAAAUCCAUCAUUUCACCUUCAAGUGUUUGUAUUGCAGUUGGACCAUUUAAUAUUUCAUAUUCAAGUUUAACUCUAAAUUCCUAUGAUUUAAUAUUAAAUGCUUUUUAUUUACCAAGUUAUUCAUUGGAAUCUAUUAGACAUACUUUAGGAUUUGUGAAAAGAGCUUUAAUAUUUUUAGAAGAUUAUUUAGAAUUUAAAUAUAAGGAUUUAUUUAAUUUAAAUACACUUAAUAUUGUAUUUAUUGAAAAUGGUUAUACAAAACAAUCAACAUUUAGUGGAAUUUGUUUAUUAGAUUCAAAUCAAAUGAUAUUAGAACCAAAUAUUAUUGAUACAGUACAAGAUAAUAGAAUGAGUCUUGUUCGUUUAAUAACUGAACAAUUUUUUGGUAAUUUUAUUCAUUCCAAAACAUGGUCAGAUUAUUGGUUAAUUGAAGGUAUUGCAGGAUAUUUAGCCUAUCAAUAUUAUGAAAGUGAAUUUGGUCAAAAUGCUAAAAGAUUUAAAAUAAUGAAAGCAGGAAAGGAAUUACUUUCAAUUGAAAAUCAUACACAAUCAUUAUAUAUUGAAAAUUAUUGUCAUCCAAGUGAACUUUUAACAGAAUAUUUACUUAAGAAAUCACCACUUGUUAUUUAUAUGAUUGAUAGACAAAUUUCAACUUCUAAUAUGAGAAAUUUAUUGAACAAAUUUUUAAAAAAUGCUCAUACACUUGAUAGUAAGAGAUAUAAUGAUCGUUUAAUUUCAUCAUCAAGUUUUAUCAAGACAAUUGGUAAAACUUUUGCAACAGAUUUAAAAGAAUUUUCAUCUUAUUGGAUUUAUGGUACUGGUAUUCCACAAUUUGCAAUUUCAUUUAAAUAUGAUGAUAUGAGAAGUUGUGUUGAUUUAAAAGUUAAACAAAUUUUACCAUUUCCUGAAAUUCAACCUUUUAGAGGAAAAGUAACUGUUAGAAUUUUAGAAUCUGAAGGAGCACCAAAUGAUUUUAUUGCAAAUUUAGAUAAGGAAGAAAAUCAAUUUGAAUUUCAUAUUAAUUCUAAACCUAUUAAAAAGCAUCACAAAAAAGUUCAAGGUGGACAAGGACAACCAACAGAAGCUGUUCGUGUUAUCAUUCCAUUAAAAUGGAUUAGAUUUGAUCCAGAACAAGAUUGGAUUAAAGUACAAUCAUUUUCACAAACACAAGAAAUGUGGAAUUAUCAAUUGAAUGAUGUUAAAGAUGUUGUUGCACAAUAUGAAUCAAUCAAAGCUUUAACAUUCUUUGCAGAUACUGAACCUGUUAUUACAAUUUUAAAUAGAAUUUUAAGAGAUAAUUCUUAUUAUUAUCAAAUACGUGUUUGUGCUGCACAUGCUCUUUCUAAAAUUCCACAACCAAUUGAAAAGAAAGAAGCUUUAAAUGUUUUAAUUGGAUUUUUUAAAACACAAUUCUAUGAUGAACAAUUAACUUAUUUAAAACCAAAUAAUUUUAAGAAUUUUGCUGAUUAUUUCCUUAAAAAGGAAAUUCCAUUAGCUUUAACAAAUUUUAAAGAUGAUAAGGUUAAUAAUGAAACAUUUCCAGAAGUUGUUUUACUUUUAUUAGAAUUAAUCAAAUAUAAUGAUGAUUCUGAGAAUUUAUUCUCUGGAAAUUUCUAUAUUGCUAAUUUAAUCAAAUCAAUUUCACUUUUAAAUACUUCAAAUCCUAAUUUUAAUCAAAAAAUUGAAAAAAUACUUUACAAAUAUUUAGUAAUUGAUUCUGAUUUAAUUCCAAGUUAUCAUUAUAUCAAAACUGUUACUUCUUUAGAAUCAAUUGCAAAUUUACAAUCAUCUGGUAAAUCUAAAAUUAAUUUGGAUGUUUUUUAUAGAUAUUUGGAUUUUAAAAAAUCAGAUCAUGUCAGAUUUUCAUCAUGGCGUUGUGUUAUGAAUAUUUUAGAUUCAAUUUUAGAUUCUUCUUCUUUAAAUAAUAAUAAUAUGAAUGGUAAUAAUUUAAAUAACAAUAAUUUAAAUGGUAAUAAUUUAAAUGAAAAGAAUAUAAUAACAUCAAGUGGAGAAUUAAUAUCAGAAUGUUAUUCAAAUGUAGAAUUAUUAACACAUGUUAAAAUAAUAUUUAAUAGAUUUAUUUCAUUAUUAAAUGAUGAAAAUGAAACAAGUCAUGCUAAAUAUGAAAUUACUAAAAUUAUAACACAAUCAAUAUUUAAUUGUUCAGCACGUAUGCUAUUAGAAUUUAAUAAUAAGAAAGUUUCAUUAGCAUUUAUUAAAAAAGUAUCAGCAUUGGGAUUAUUUUUAAUUGAUAUAAGAUUAUCAAAAAUAACAAAUAGAAAAUUAGUUGAUUUAAUUUGGAAUUAUUUACAUGAUUCUAAAUAUACACAAUUUGAUUUUAAAUUAAGAUCAAUAAUUAUGAAUUUAUACAAAUCUAUUUGGUCUUCAAAUAUUCCAUUGUGUUAUGAUUCUAAAUUUGUUAAUAGUAAUAAUUUUGAUCAUGCUAUUUUAGUUGCACCUUCUUUAUAUGGUAUUACUGAUUUGAAAAUUGUUCAACCUCAACAAUUGAAAAGUCAUCAAUAUUUAGCAAGUGAACAACCACGUGUUGUAUUUGAUUCAAGUCAAUUAUCAAAUUUUAUUUCUUCACCUGCACUUGCACCAACUAUAUUUACAACAAGUCAAAUUGAUAAGAAGAAACGAUCUUCAAAAUCAUCUUCUGCUGCUCUUUCAUCACUUGUUUCAAGUGCUACAGCUAAUAAUUCAUCAUCAACUGGUAGUGGUAGUGGUAGUAGUAAUGGUAAUGGACUUAGUGUUGUUACUUCACUCUCUACACCAACAACCAUUACAAUUUCUACUGCAGGUCAAUCUACUGUUAUUAAUUCAAUACUAGUAAAGAAGGAUUCAAAGAAGAAGGAGUCAUCUUCCUCUUCCAAAUCUAAAUCGUCCUCUAAGAAAGAGUCCUCCUCUUCUGAUAAAAAGGAUAAAGAUUCCUCAGAGUCUAAGAAGAAGGAUAAAGAUUCUGAAAAGAAGAAAUCCAAGAAGGAUUCCGAUAAGAAGGAUAAGGAUUCUGAAAAGAAGAGAAAGAGAGACUCUGAAAAAUCUUCACCUUCUUCCUCAUCUAAAAAGAAGAAGGAAGUUGUUGAACCUGUUACACCAACCACUGUAAAAAUCAAGUUAAAUACACCAAUUACAACACCGUUAGCUAGCAGUUCAACUUCAAUGACAACACCUGAACAACCUAAAAAGAAAAAACCUUCUUCAAAAUCCAAAUCAGAAAAGUUAACUACACCUGCUUUAACAAGUGAAAAAUCGACCAGUUCAAGUGCUUCUGCAUCCUCAUCAUCUGCUAUUGGUAGUAGUAGUAGUAGUAGUGGUAGUAGUAGAGGUGGUACAAGUCUAUCAAUUAAGAAGGAAAUUAAUAUUGAUGAUCAACUUGUAACACCUGCAGCAGCAGCAACAACAAUAGCACAAACACAAGAAAUUGGUAAGAAUGAAAAGGAAUCUAUUGAAAAGAAAUUGAAAAAUCGUGAAGCUAAAAAGAAUCAAUGUAAAGCAACUCGAUUAAUUUUAAUUACAUUUGAUACAAGUGAAAUUAAAGUUUAUGUUGAAUUGGAUGAUGAUUCACCAACAGCAGAUGUAAUUUAUCGUAGUGUACCAUUAGCAUCACCUCUAGUACAAUCACCUGGUAAAGGAAUUGUUUAUUUUACAUGUGAAAUUGAACAUAUUGAAUUAGAAGAAACAGCAAGAUCUGAAGUUAAACAAGGUGAAAUUGCAUUCUGGGUUAGUGGUACAGCAUUUGUUUUGGGAUUUGGUAAAACAGUAUUUUCACUUGCUAAUGAAACACGUCUCUAUCAACCAUGUAAUAUAUUUGGUGAAAUGAUGUAUCCAGUUAAAUCAUUACAAAAAACAGCAUUACAACAAAAAGUAACUGUUAGUCGUUUCCCUAGAGUUUAUAUUGAUUUACCUGAACUUGAUAAACGUAUCGAUAUUGAUAUGUAUGAUACAUUUAAAGAUAUUACAAAUGGAUAUAUUGCACCUAGAUUACCAUUUACUAGACAAUUUAUGCCUUUAUUUGGUAGAAUAUUAUAUUUUAAUAUUGGACAUAUUGAUACAUCACAUUUAGAAUCAGUUUCACCUGGUUUUCAUAGAGAUUAUUUAUAUCCAGGUGAAAUUGCUUAUUGGGCAGGUGGUGAUUCACUUUUACUUGGUACAGGUCCAACAGAUAUUAAGAAACACAAUCAUAAUUCAAAGGAAAUUAGAUAUAAUUUAUUGGAAAAUUGUUUUAUUAUUGGUAAAAUUGUUUCAGCUGAUUAUAAUUUAUUACCUGAUUUAAUAGAAAAAUAUCCACACACACCACUCUAUUUUAAUAGACGUGAAUUGGUUAUUACCAUUGAUUUUGAACCAAAUUUAAAUGAACAAAUUAAUGGUGAAGGUGCUGUUAAUAGUUUGGAUAUUUUAAUUGGAGUUUCAGGUACAAUGAGUGGAGAUAUUAUAUUUGAUACUUGUUUUAAUGGAUAUGAAACAAGAGGUCAUGAAAUUACUCAACCACAAGGUGAUAAAUGUGGUAUUGUUGGAAUUAAAUUAAAUCCAAAAGAAAAUCCAAUUUUAGAAACACUUCAACAUGAAAUUAAUAAUGCAACUGAAACUGCAAAACCACAAGAAGUUGUUUUAUUUUGGGAUUCACAUACUAUUGGUUUUCCAUUUUCAAAUAAUCCUGAAACUGCUCCUUAUAAUUUACCUGAAAUGGCAAAUCCAUUUGGAAGUUUUAAACAAGUUUUAAAUAUGGAAAUGAGUUAUUAUCAAUUUAUUAACUUUUUACAAAACAGAAAAGUUAAACAAUUUACAAUUACAAAGAGAGAAAUUGAAUAUAAUUAA